Didymodactylos carnosus is the source of this 699-nucleotide messenger RNA. Lineage: Eukaryota; Metazoa; Rotifera; Eurotatoria; Philodinida; Philodinidae. The record is from the annotation of a GenBank genome assembly.
AUGGUACGCCCCAGUAAAUUCGGCGGGCACAUCGGACAAAUUGAAUGGAUGAAAGCUGAUGAAAAUGUUUAUCAAGAAGCAGAAAAAUGGCGUUGGAUAGUCAAACAUUCAUGGGAGGAUCGAAAACUUGAUUGGCUUGUACAUGAAAUUCAAACUGAUUUUAUUGAUAGGCAGUUAAAGGAAUCAAAAGACUUCGAAAUAAUACAAACUUUUUUUGAUCGAGCUAAAACAGAAAUGAAUCCUAUUCAUUUGAUUAAAGCGUACACAGCUGAAACUGAUUUUUAUAAACAUCUAAAUAAGCAGCUGGCAAUAAUUGGUGGUAAUUUUAAAGGUACAAAUGGUGAGUGUAAUCGUUGUGGAAUCAAAUGUUAUUUGCAAGUUUUAUUUACACAUCGUGACUUUGAUCAAAUGAGUUAUGUUGGUGAGUGUUAUCGAGGUAUGACAAUUACAAAGCAAACAUCUGAAUACCCAGAAGAAAACGAAAUUCUUAUUAUGCCUUAUACGGCAUUUCGAGUCAAAUUAAUCAGAAUGAAAAAUUCCACUAACCAAAAUGAUCAAAUUGAUUAUUUCAUUGAUCUUGAAGAAAGUAUACCACAAUUACACCUUCACCAAAAGCAAGCUAUAAUUAAUGCAAAGCAGCUCACAUUCCGUAAUAAAUUCAAGAAAAAGUUUAACAAAUGGUUAGGAAAUGAAGAUUAG